UCACAAGGGAGCCCAACACACUUACAGAAAAAUAAAAGAAAACAAAAAUAAAAAAAACUGCAAACAUGGGAUGCGACGGUGGAACUAUUCCUAGACGCGAUGAGCUGGUUCGCGUCAAACAAAAGCCAGAACAGAAAGACAAAGACGCUGAGCGAGAGUUUCGCUGGCUGCACUGCACCCUGACACAGCAGCGUCUGCAGGAGCCCAUAGUCAUGUGCGGAAUGGGCAGAUUGUACUCCAAGCAGAGCCUCAUCGAGCGGCUGCUGGAGAAGGAGAAAAUGCCCGAAAUGUCGGUGCAUGUGAAGAGCCUCAAGGACAUUAAAACUCUACAAUUGACCCCCAACCCCGCAUUCACUGAAGAGGACAAGACCGAAGGACUACUAGACACGCGUCAUGCUCCGUAUAUCUGCAAGCUGAUUGGGCUGGAGAUGUCAGGAAAGUUUCGAUUCGUUGCUCUGUGGACCUGUGGCUGUGUGGUGUCCGAGCGGGCCUUGAAACAAAUUAAAGGCAACUCGGCCAGCACUUGCCCUUUGUGCCAGGCGCCCUACAGUGUCGAGGACAUCGUCGUUCUGAAUGGCAACGAAGAAGACCUCGAACUGAUGAAAGUCAAAAUGGAAAUGCGGGCGGCCAAGAGGAAGUCGUCGAAAAAAGACAAAAAGGAGUCAAAGAAAGUGGAGAUCAAAACGGAGACCGACGAGCCUUGUGCGUCCACAACAGUGGACGAAGCGAAGCCCUCAACCAGCACGAAAGUCAAGGGAGUCACCAAUCAGAAGCGCCUGGGUGCCGUGAACGCCAUGCAGGAUCCCGAACUGAAGCGAUUGAAGAACGACUUCAGCGUGGCCAAGGAUCCCAAGGCCAGCGAUGUCUACAAAUCUCUGUUUACCUCACACAAAACCGAGAAGGAGCAAGAGCGUGCCCACUGGGUUACCUACAAUCCAUUCUAUAAUUAGUUUAAUUAAAUAUAUGUCCAAGUUCACUAUCCGUUAAAAGUCA
Molecule: messenger RNA, 993 nt
Organism: Drosophila guanche
Lineage: Eukaryota; Metazoa; Arthropoda; Insecta; Diptera; Drosophilidae
Product: replication termination factor 2
Exons: 2
Coding region: 66-950 (294 amino acids)
Biological process (GO): mitotic DNA replication termination; site-specific DNA replication termination at RTS1 barrier
Cellular component (GO): nucleus
Source: RefSeq, a predicted model, not a curated record